AUGACAUUUCGGGCAUGUAAGCAAACGGCCGACCAGUCCAUUAAUGAGUACGUGGCGCAACUCAGGCAGCUUGCGCAGAAAUGCAAUUUCUCCAGUUCCACGUACUUAGAAGAGAACCUACGUGAUCAGCUGGCAUAUGGAUUGAGAAGUGAUGCGAUACGUUUCAAGCUGUUAACGGAAGACAAAUUAACAUUCAGCCGCGCAGUGGAAAUAGCGACGUCGCUGGAGGCGGCGGAUCGAGACUCGAAGGCCAGCGGACCUAGCAGCGGUGCUGGGAGCGGGACAUCGGCGUCGAUGUCGACGCGAGAAGAGGACGUGCACGCGGUGCGCGUCGGCGGCGGCGCGCGUGCGCCCCCGCGCCGUAGGCAACCGGCGGCGGCGCCGCGCGCGCGCUGUCCCCGGUGCUUGGGCACGCACCAUCCGAGGAGCUGCUCAUUCAUGAACACGGAGUGCUAUGUGUGCGGCAAGAAGGGACAUAUUGCUAAAGCGUGUAAAAACCGGAAACAUUAUAGCGUCAACGCGUGCACGGAGUCUACGGACACGAGCGACGACGUCGGGUCGGAGGACGGCGACGACGAGUACGACGUGCCGUUGUACUCUAUAGACGACGACACCGGCGGUGAUCAGCCAUGGUGGCGUACAGUGACGGUCAACGGAGUCAAGGUGCGCAUGCAGCUGGACUGUGGCUCUGCGAUAAGCGCUGUGUCUAGCAAUUUUUUUAAUCAGCUGUUUAAAAAUGUUAAAUUGUUGCCUCCUAAGACAAAGUUAAAAAUGUACGCGGGACAAAAAGUCACACCGAAGGGCAUUAUGUUGUGUGAAGUUAUGUAUGGCGAUAAAAAGAAAUCAAAUUUAAAUUUAGUCGUAGUAGACACAGACGACAGCCCGCCCAUUAUCGGACGUCGGUGGAUGACGGCGUUAGGUAUACAAUGCAGUCCUGAGACUCCCGAGUCGAUAUAUAGUAUUAUUAAGGAUCGUGAGCGUGUAGGGACACAGCUGGCUCGAGAAUUCCCGCAGGUGUUCGCGCAGGGAACUGGCACGUUCACUGGUAAGCCCAUACAACUAAGAGUGGCCAGCGAUGCGCGGCCCGUAUUCUGCAAGCCGCGGCCCGUGCCGCACGCGCUGCGCGCCGCCGUCGAGGCCGAGCUGGAGCGCCUGCAGGCGGACGGAGUCAUCUCGCCGGUGGAGACUAGCGAAUGGGGGACGCCUGUCGUGCCCGUCAUCAAACAAUCAGGUGAGGUGAGACUGUGCGGGGAUUUUAAAGUAACACUAAACCCGGUAUUAGAGGAUGACAAAUACCCGAUACCUCGUAUCGAUGAAAUAUUCUCUAAUUUGCAAGGAGGGCAACUGUUCAGCAAAAUAGAUUUGAGUCAUGCUUAUCAGCAAUUACCGCUUACAGAAGAAUCAAAACAGCUGUGCGUAAUUGUGACGCAUAAGGGUAGCUUUUGUUACAAUAGAUUACCAUUCGGUAUUAAGUGUGCCAUGAGUAAAUUUCAGCGCGUCCUUGAUAGUCUAUUCAAGAAUAUGAACCUUAUUGCAGUGUAUUGCGAUGAUAUUUUAGUCACGGGAGUUAAUGACGAUGACCAUUAUAAACGCUUGAUAUCGGUAUUCAAAAUAUUGUCUAAGGCAGGAUUAAGAAUAGCACAAAAUAAAUGCAUUUUUUUUCAAAAAUCUCACACAGACGAGCAAAAUAGAUGCCGUUCAGGCAGCCCCGGUACCGGACACCGUAUCGCGUUUAAAGGCAUUCUUAGGGUUGGUCAAUUAUUACGCGAAAUUCAUACCCAAUAUAAGUACCGUUUUACACCCGCUUUACGAGCUAUUAAAAAAACAUAA
Messenger RNA from Cydia strobilella, 1830 nucleotides. RefSeq lists its product as uncharacterized. The transcript is spliced from 2 exons. Gene Ontology annotation, molecular function: nucleic acid binding; zinc ion binding. The coding region runs from base 1 to 1830 and encodes 609 amino acids. NCBI's taxonomy places the organism in Eukaryota, Metazoa, Arthropoda, Insecta, Lepidoptera, Tortricidae. The record is from RefSeq and is a predicted model, not a curated record.